AUGCAGGAGUACCUGGAUAGAAUGAAGACCGUGCUGGCCGAGAUCGAGGCUGAACAGCCACCCCACUCGCCCAGCCUGCCGGGCAGCGCCAACCUUUCUGCCUCCCUGUCCACCUUGACCUCCGACCUCGAGGCCCUGAGCGGGCACUGGGCUUCCACGCCGCGUGGGGACAGGGGCCCCAAGGCCCAGCGCCUCUCGCACUACCAGGUCUGGGUGAAGUCCCCGGACACCCAGCGAGCCCGGCGCAGGACUUUUCCGGGCUCGCUGGGAGAGAGCACUCCGCGUCACCUACUUGAGGAGGCCGAUCCGGCGAGAGCGGGACAUGCCAGCGAGGCUGACGGGAGGGACGGCCUGCCUGGAGGGAGCGGGGGCACACCCUGCAAAGCAGCGCCAGCCUCGAUCCAGGAGGCUGCAGGCAUGCCUGCCGCUGCGGCGACCAGCGGCUUGCAGGGGACAGCUUUGCUGGUUGAGGCAGUAGCGCUCUCCACAAUUACAGAAACUGAAUUGACCGGCGAAACGCGAUUGCCUCAGACAGGCACUGGAGGGCUUGAGGUGGAGUCGAUGUCAGCCUGGGAGGCUGCCGGAUCACCAGACGUGGGGACGGCGAUCCUGGACGAUCUGGGAGGCCAUCACGACCAGGAACCAGCCCCCGUGGACCAGCAAGCAGCGGCCUCAAGAGAAGAGUCUCCAUCAGCCAGCGCGUCGACGGCACCCGAGGCUGCCUUCACAGAUGCGGACACGGCUUCAUCGGGGGAGGAGUCUGCGCCUGGGAGCGCAGCUGCUGGCAUCGCAGUGCUUCAGGAGCUGAGCCGUGAUCUGGCGGCAGGAGCACCAGGGCCCGCCGUUGAGCCGGAGCCUCACGCGGAACUGCCGUCUGGCUGCCCCACACCCGUGGACCGCAUCGACCUGAUCAGUCCCCCGGUGUUCCUGACCUGCUUGCCCCAGCCUGGGCCGACCUCGACCCCAGAGGAGGCUGGCCCCGGGCAGACCGGCUCCCCCAACCAGCACAACCCCAAUAUCACAGGGGCAGGCAGUACGGAGCGGGACGGCGUGCUGUCUGAGGGCAGCAGCGGGGGGAGCUCGGGGGCAGAUGGCGCCGAGGACGUGGGGCCCCGCCCGUCGCCGCCAUGCUCGCAGCAGCCGCCCCUCCAAGCCCCGCCGCAGCAGCGCCUGCAGGCGCUCUCGCGUCUCAAGCAGCGAGCAGCCGCGCGCCACACCUCCGUCCUCUCCUCCGCGCAGCGCCCCGUGCUCCUCACGGACGCUGGCACCCAGAUCCUCGGCACCCCCUCUGCCUCGUGGCCCACCGUGGCCGCCAAACCCUUCCUGAAGCGGCGCACGUCCGCCGUGCAGAGUCAGCGGCUCGACUGGUCGGGGGUAGGGCCCAGGACCACCACCAAGCUGGACCCCAACCUCAUCCUGGACCGAACGCCGGGCAAGUGA
Molecule: messenger RNA, 1440 nt
Organism: Auxenochlorella protothecoides
Lineage: Eukaryota; Viridiplantae; Chlorophyta; Trebouxiophyceae; Chlorellales; Chlorellaceae
Exons: 3
Coding region: 1-1440 (479 amino acids)
Source: RefSeq, a predicted model, not a curated record